AUGCCGUUAUCGUUCGCGCCUUAUGCGCCACACAGAAUCUUCCGGUCCUUCCGUCUGUUGAUCGGCGUCGGGCUAUGUUUCACCUUGUUGCUCGUCUUCAGAUUGGGAGACCAGUCGGACCCAGGGGCACCUCGAUUUCCUCCGCAACAAUUGCCCGAUUUCAUCUGCCCGUGCAAUGAGACUAAGGAUGAUGAAAAUUACGAGCCCACAGCUUUUGCUUCGGACGAGAUCUUCACCGAGUCGAAGGCCCUCGUCUUGGUCGAAAGCAUCUAUUCGCGCCACAGCAAAAUAAUUACGCAGAUUCUAAAUGCAUCGAAGUAUCCCUACAAAAUGGAGGUUUUCGCGAAGAACUUGCCCUUAUUAACAACUCUCGAACGGGGACGCUUUUCGACGGUCAUCAUUGAAAGCUACCACAAGUAUUUGAAUAUGCCGAGAUGGAACCGCCAGAUAUUGGACAAGUAUUGUCGGGAAUACAAUGCUACGAUUGUCGGAAUUUUGACGAGUCGGCCGAACGACACGUUCAAGAGGGCGAAGCUCAAGGGAUCGAGUCUCAGCAUAUGGCAAAACCAACAGGCCACAUCCUUCACCUUUUCACCCUCAUCGCCUAUCCCUUAUAUCGCCAGGCCAAGUGUUCUGAUCAACAAUCCCGCCGAAGAGGCGGAUUGGGUCCUUUUCGAGGAGUCCGUCGGUUAUGAGACGGUCUUGGAAGGUGAGACAGGACAUCGGCGCGGUGCUGCUGUAAUUAGCGAUCUUGGCAACGACGAUGGGGUGCGGCGUAUACUAUUUGGCCAUAACAUCACGUCUUGGGUUACGCGCAUGGCAUUUCUGGAUUCACUGCGUUUCGCCACGCAGGGACGCUUUGGAUUCCCGCUUGAACGGUGGAUCCAGGUGGACAUUGACGAUAUCUUCGUCGGUGCGAAAGGCACACGAAUUGUGGCCGAGGACGUUGACGCCCUUAUCGAGUUCCAGGACUGGAUGCGCAGCGAGAUCUCCAACUUCACUUUUAUGCUCGGCUAUUCGGGCAGCUAUUUCCGGAACGGCAAUGAUGACGAGGAUCUCGGAGAUGAAAAGCUUAUAGAAAAUGGUGCCAAAUUCCAUUGGUUUUGUCACAUGUGGCGACACAAUCACGCUCAUGAUUACAACUACACCUACCUGGAGUCGGUGAUGAGCCAGAACAAGCAGUUUGCAGAGACUAUGAAGCUGCCGGUGCCAUUUCCAUACUCGAUCUCGCCGCAGCAUGCCGGCGUUUUCCCGGCCCACGCUCCACUAUAUGAUGCGUGGAAGAAGGUCUGGAAUGUUUCGGUGACGGCCACAGAAGAGUAUCCCCACCUACGCCCACCAUCUGAUCGCCGAGGCUUCAUCCACAAAGGCAUAAAGGUGCUCCCACGCCAAACAUGCGGUCUCUACACCCACACCCAAUUCUUCCACACCUAUCCGGAUGGGCUGGCCAAGCUCUUUGCUAACGUGUACGGUGGCGACCUCUUCUCGUCGGUGCUUUUGAACCCGAUAUCCAUCUUCAUGACGCAUCAACAAAAUUUCGCACAUGACCGUCUGGCCUUGUGGGUCUUCCGGAAUUUGGUCAAGUUUCUGAAGUGCCAUACCCGUCUGAAGCUCCGCUGGGCCGAUCCGAUCACAUCGGCCGAGCGAUAUUUCGCCAUGUUUCCGCAAGAAGUGACGCCAGUUUGGAGCCACCCGUGUGUGGAUCCAAGGCACAAAACCAUCCUGCCACCCGCCUUCAACUGCUCCAACAUCACCUUGCCGAACAUUCUGAUUGUCGGGCCGCAAAAGACAGGCUCAAGUGCCCUCGGAAACUUCCUGUCGCUCCAUCCUGAUGUCUCCUCGAACGUCCCCGUCAGCGACUCAUUCGAAGAACUCCAAUUCUUCGGCGGCCACCACUACGGAAAUGGGCUCGAAUGGUACAUCGACAAGUUCUCACCUUCACAAUUUGUUUUCGAAAAGAGCGCUACUUAUUUUGACAAUGCGUUGGCUCCUCGACAGGUGGCCGCGCUGAUCCCAAAUACGAAAAUUAUUGUUAUUUUAUAUGAUCCUGCACUUCGGGCAUACUCGUGGUUCCAGCACAUGUUGGCCCAUCGGGACCCAGCGGCUGUCGAGGCCCAGAAUCUCGAUGUCGUUCUAGAUGCAACAGUGGGCCCGAUGAAGAAAUUGAGGAGUCGUUGUGUAUCUGGAGGCAGAUAUGUACACCACAUUGAUCGUUGGCUCGAUUUCUUCCCGGCCUCCCAGCUUCUAUUCAUCGACGGCGAAAAUUUCAAGGAGCGCCCGCCCGAGAUUAUGAACAAGCUAAUUCUCGAUCUUGCCAUGCCGGCCUUUGACUAUCGCACCGUCUUGCGCUUCAGCCCCAGCAAAGGCUAUUGGUGCACCCUGACCCAGGGUAAAACCAAGUGCCUGGGGAAAAGCAAGGGCCGCCAUUAUGCCCCGAUGUCGGACGUGCUGCGGCAGAAGUUGAAUAGAAUAUUCCAUGCCGACAACCUUGCCCUACAAAAAUUACUUCAAAAAUGGCACAUCCCGCAGCCCGCCUGGUUGCGCGCCGCCUUAGAUGCUCAA
Molecule: messenger RNA, 2562 nt
Organism: Mesorhabditis spiculigera
Lineage: Eukaryota; Metazoa; Nematoda; Chromadorea; Rhabditida; Rhabditidae
Source: the annotation of a GenBank genome assembly